AAAAGCUGAUUGUUCUGUUCGCUAUCACAUUCCGCAUGAAACCAUAGCUGCUCGCAUUGCUUCGACCUGGCAACACAUAAGCUCGGUAUGAAACUGAUCAGCCUAGAAACUUCUAUCAGAACCGGAGAUACGAUCACAACGUAGAGAAAACUCAAGAAAGAAACAUUGCUUAAAACAAGAAAGAAGAAGAAAUCAUAAAAAAAACUUAACAAGACAGAACAGAACAGAAAGAAACGAUGUCACUUAUUUUUUAUCUCUUGCUGCUCUGUGGUCUAGCGAGAGCUGACUACUACACAACUGCUUCUGAAAUGGAAAAUUUACUAUUGCUAGAAAGGGAAUUGUCAAGAACCUUCCUUGAGUAUUAUAAGUCUCGUGUAAGAAAGCUGGACGAGCUAGAACGAUUUUUAGAUGGCUUGGACCAAGAGGUGGAAGUUGACAUUUCUCAUCCAACAAACUCGUACCUUUUAAUAAAGAGAUUUGUCCAAAAAUGGACAAACAUUGAUCAAUUUGGACAUGACGAAAAAGUAAAGACAGACUUCGAGAUGCUUAUUGCUCAAACUGACAGCAUAAUAGAAUUUAACGAUCGUUACGAGUUACAAGGAGCUGUUUUUGCUAUAAUGAAGACCCAAGAAAUUUACAACGUAAAAGUGAGCGAUUAUGCGAAAAAUUUUGGCGGAAAUGCUCAUAAUCUCACACCUGAGGACAUUUUGGAUAUUGGAAAAAAUGCUCAAAACUUGAAUUACUUUCAACUGGCGACAAUGUGGCUGGAAGAAGCACUCAAAUAUUACAAAAACAACGAGAAAGAAAAAUUAUCGUCGAUAUACGAGUACUUAGCCUGGACAACAUAUCAAUCAGGUGAGUUAGAAGCAGCUAUUGAUUAUACUCAAAACCAUCUGGAUUUGGUUAAAGAUUCAGCUGUAGCGGCUUGGAAUUUAUGGCAUUAUAAGAGGGAACUAGUCGCAAGUUUCAGCGAUCCCACUAUACGAAAAGAUCCGACUGUUCACGAAAAACCCUGGAAUAAACGACACAAGGUUUUAUGUCGACACGAAGAGGAAAUACCGAAAAUGGUAAAAAAAACUUUAUUUUGUGAUUAUUACGCGCCUCAUUAUCAGUUUUACUUGAAGCCAAUGAAAAGAGAGAUUGCAUACGACGAACCUAACUUGGUCAUUUUUCAUGAUAUGAUACUUGCACAUGAGAUAAAUCAUUUAAAAAAGGUCGCUCGCAACAAGCUCAGUACUGCGCAUGUCUACUCCAUGAUAGAUGGAAGGAGAAUGACCGCCAAUUACCGGAUAAGUAAAAACACUUGGAUUGAUGACAAAACUGACAUUUUUGUUGCUAAAAUCAUCAGACGAGUUGGAGCACUUCUAAACUUAGACAUGCGUUACAGCGAGCCUUUACAAGUAGCCAAUUACGGCAUAGGGGGAAAUUAUGAACCACAUUACGACUUUGCUACACCACCACAUAAUGCGAGUAUAUUUGGAGAUUAUGGUGAGCAUGGUAAUAGAAUGGCCACAAUGUUGAUUUAUCUAACUGAUGUAGAAAAAGGAGGGGACACCGUCUUCACUACGACAGGCCCUGGUCUUAUUGCCACACCAAAGAAGGGCUCUGCAGCAUUUUGGUAUAACCUUAAGCGGUCUGGGGAAGGGGAUUAUAAGACAAAACAUGGUGCGUGUCCCAUUUUAUUAGGUGAAAAAUGGGUGGCCAACUUGUGGAUACACGAGUACGGUCAAGAGUUGAGACGACCAUGUUCGUUAAAUCCAGACGAAUAAGAACCUUUCGCUUUUAUAAGAAGUAUUUAGAAGUAACUCCUAUUUAUAAACUGCAUAAAUCCUAUCAGGCAAUAGCUAAGUAACAAAAAUGAGAGCGUUUGUAGAGUUAUCUUAGACCAGUAAUAUAUAUUUGAAAUAUUUUACUGUUUACACGAAUUUUAUAAUUUUUUUUAUUCCGGAAAUAUAUUGUUCUAAAAAAUA
Molecule: messenger RNA, 1970 nt
Organism: Hydractinia symbiolongicarpus
Lineage: Eukaryota; Metazoa; Cnidaria; Hydrozoa; Anthoathecata; Hydractiniidae
Product: prolyl 4-hydroxylase subunit alpha-1-like
Exons: 1
Coding region: 237-1769 (510 amino acids)
Biological process (GO): peptidyl-proline hydroxylation to 4-hydroxy-L-proline
Cellular component (GO): endoplasmic reticulum
Molecular function (GO): protein binding; L-ascorbic acid binding; procollagen-proline 4-dioxygenase activity
Source: RefSeq, a predicted model, not a curated record